AACCGUUCAAGAUGGCUGCAGAGAAGCUGAGGAGCAAAGUGGGCUCCGCCUUCAAGAUGCACGGUUUGCUGCUCCGCGCUGAAGCUAAUAAAUAUCUUACUGAAGCUCUUCAGUCUGUCAAUGAAUUAGAGCUUGAAGAUGUAAUAGAAAACAUCAUUGAUGCUGUUGAAAAACAGCCUUUGUCAUCUAAUAUGAUUGAACGGGCCACAGUGGAAGCCGCAGUCCAGGAAUGUAGCCAGUCAUUAGAUGAAACUAUAGAACACAUUUUCAAUAUUAUCGGGGCCUUUGAUGUUCCACGUUAUGUUUAUAAUUCAGAAAGGAAGAAGUUUCUACCUCUAUCAAUGACCAACCAUCCUGCACCAAAUUUAUUUGGAACUGCCAGGGAUAAAGCGGAGUUGUUUCGUGAACGCUACACCAUCUUGCAGCAGAGGACUCAUAGACAUGAGUUGUUUACUCCUUCAGCGAUUGGUGCUCAUCCUGAUGACAGCAGGAGUAAAUUCCAGCUUAAAACAGUAGAAACUCUGUUGGGCAAUACAGCUAAAGUUGGGGAAGUGAUUGUUCUUGGGAUGAUAACACAACUAAAAGAGGGAAAAUUUUUCUUGGAAGAUCCUACAGGAAUUGUUCAGCUAGACCUUAGUAAAGCACAGUUCCACAGUGGUUUAUAUACUGAGUCAUGCUUUGUUUUGGCAGAAGGCUGGUAUGAGGAUCAAAUAUUCCACGUGAAUGCUUUUGGAUUUCCACCCACUGAGCCUUCUGCUACCACUAGGGCAUAUUAUGGAAACAUAAACUUUUUUGGAGGGCCUUCUUCAACGUCAGUAAAAGCUUCUGCAAAACUGAAACAACUGGAGGAUGAAAAUGAAGAUGCCAUGUUUGUUUUUGUUUCUGAUGUUUGGCUGGACCAGGUGGAAGUGUUAGAAAAGCUUCACACUAUGUUUUCAGGUUACUCCUCUGUGCCUCCAACUUGUUUUUUCUUUUGUGGAAAUUUUUCAUCUGCACCAUAUGGAAAAAAUCAAAUUCAGUCCCUAAAAGAUUCCCUCAAGGCUCUUGCUGACAUAAUAUGUGAAUACCCCAGCAUUCAUAAAAGCAGUCGAUUUGUGUUUGUUCCUGGUCCUGAAGAUCCUGGUCCUGGUUCAAUUUUGCCAAGGCCACCACUGGCUGAAAACAUCACUAGUGAAUUCAGACAGCAUGUGCCAUUUUCAGUUUUCACUACAAAUCCUUGCAGGGUUCAAUACUGCACACAAGAAAUCAUCAUCUUUCGUGAAGAUUUAGUAAAUAAAAUGUGCAGAAAUUGCGUCCGCUUUCCUAGCACCAACUUGGAUAUUCCUAACCAUUUUGUAAAGACUAUAUUAUCACAAGGACAUCUGACUCCACUUCCACUUUAUGUCAGCCCUGUAGUUUGGGCAUAUGAUUACACCUUGAGAGUGUACCCUGUGCCAGAUCUGAUCGUCACUGCAGAUAAAUAUGAUCCUUUCACCGUUACUAAUACUGACUGCCUUUGCAUAAAUCCUGGUUCUUUUCCAAGAAGUGGAUUUUCAUUCAAGGUGUUCUAUCCCUCCAACAAAACAGUAGAAGACAGCAAACUUCAAGAUCUCUGAAUUUCUGAAAGACUGCAUGAAGUCAAACAUUCUGUUCCAACAUACUGAAGAACUAAUUUUAGAUUGUUUCAUAUGGUUAUGGAUUUAUUUUAUUGUGUGUGAGAUUAUUCAUAUUUAAAUGUCAGUGCAAAAGACUUAAAUUUUGUAAAUAAAUUUUACAGGAAAAAAAUGUCACUGUUAAUUUCUUAGAAGAAUGAAGGAUUCAUAAUAUACUGUAUGUAUGAAUUAACUUGCAAGAUCGAAAACUAGAAGUGGAGAUGCAAUUAAAAGAUAUACCCAGACUGUAUAUAUUUUAUAUUUAAACAUUAAGUACAUAUUCAAAAUUGUGUGCCUCUUUUGAUAAUUUUGUUUUUUAACCUUGUGCUAGUCUUUUUUAAGUCAGGAUCUACUUCUGACACACAUAUAUAGAUUUCUUUCUUGAACAGUUUUGUAUGAUUUAUUCUACACUUGAUUUGACAGUUUAAAAGUAAGUAUGUGCCCUAAAUAUUUGCUUAGUCCCCUUUGGAACCAGCAUAGAGUAGCCUGCACCUGAUCUUGGCUAUAUUGCCGUGUUUGAUGAAAUCCAGUGAAAUAUCAGUGAGGAGAAAAAAGUACUGGCAAUCAAAGGCUUCCUUUGGCAUACACAGAAAGAUUUGAGCUUGGCUGCUAAAGAGUGUGACAUAAAACAUUUCCUCAGUGAAGUAUUUUAUGCCGUAGUGUCUGUACAGAAUUAGAAAUAUCUUUGAAAUGUAAAUGUUAGAGGCAUUUGGACAGACACUGAAUCACAUGAUAGACAAAAUUAUUUGUGAGAGGCAGAAUCUUCUUUGAAGAGCAACUGCAAAAAUAUUUUAGACUAUAGUAAUUUUGACAGUUCUGCACUAACACCAUUCUUGCACCUGAUCCAAUAAAGACACCUUGGAAACAAGCCAGGAACAUUAAAGUAUCUAACUGCUUGACCUUGUUUUGGUAGAUACCAAGGACAUAGGGAAAGGUAGGAGACAGGUUCUGGAGACCAAAUUUAGUAGCAUUCUCUGAAAUGUUUCCAGUCCCACACACAGGGCCAGUUAGGCAGAACGGCAGAGGCUCAAUGCAGGGAUGAGACAACAGUGUUGGGAAGAGGGAUUUUGGUUUAUUAGAAACUGAGGAACCUUUUGGGAAAGGAGCCUGUACAGGAAGGACCUAAACCAAAGCGGAACCAGAUUGCUGGAAUGCAGAAUUAAAAAGGUCAUAGAGGACUUUUUAAACUAAGAACUACGGGAAAGCCAACAAUUGUGGAAGAGCACAGAUUUUGGACAGAGACAUCCCUUAGAGCUGUGGUUCUCAACCUUUCUAGACUACCAUACCCUUUUCAAGAGUGUGAUUUGUCUGUGUACCUCAAGUUUCACCUCACUUAAACUAUCAAACAUAAGAAUACAAGUGUCACAGCAUUACUGAAAAAUGGCUGACUUUCAUUUAAUUCCAUAUAAUUUAUAAAUCAAUUGGAAUAUAAAUAUUGUACUUACAUUUCAGUGUGAUACUUGAGCCUGUUUUUCCCUUAUGCGUCUUGGCCGAAGCCAAAGCCCCACUGCCGGGGGCUGAACCAUGUAACUUAGCUUUGUGGUGCCCCCUGUGGUGUGGCAGGCAACUGCCCUGCUUGCCAUCCCCCUAAUGCCAGCGUUGCAACUCCCCCACACCCAUCCUGUGACCCCCUGGGGGUGGCAACCCCCAUGUUAAGAAACACUGAUCUGGAUGAGUUGAGUACCCCCAGAGGUACACACAUGCCUGGUUGAGAACCACUGGCUUAGAGUAUCCCCUUUAAUAAAUCCUCCCUAUAUUCCAGUAAAGAGGAGAGGCAGAAACAGUCAAAUGAAAGAGUCCCAUUCAGUUACAUCACAUGAAUGCAGACAAAUAUUGACACAUUUUGUGCUGGUAUACAAAUGCUAGAAGUCUAAAUGCUGAGAUGGGUGAACCUAAGUGUCUAGUAUUAAAGGAGGAUAUUCAUACAACAGGCAUCACAGAAGCUCAGUGGAAUAUGCUUAUACAGGGUACAAAAUACAAAGGAAUGACAGAGUAGGUUGCAUUGGUCGGUAAGUUGCACUGUAUGUGAAAGAAGGCAUAGUCAUAUAGUAAAAAUCUUAGAUGAAUCAAACAGUACCAUAGAAUUUCUAUGGACAGACGUUCCCUGCUUGAAUAAUAAGAGUAUAGCAGUAGGAAUAUAUUACAGACCACAUGACCAGGAUUGUGACAGUG
Gopherus evgoodei (Goodes thornscrub tortoise) is the source of this 3803-nucleotide messenger RNA. RefSeq names its product DNA polymerase epsilon 2, accessory subunit (gene POLE2). Gene Ontology annotation, molecular function: DNA binding. Lineage: Eukaryota; Metazoa; Chordata; Testudines; Testudinidae. Gene Ontology annotation, biological process: DNA-templated DNA replication; error-prone translesion synthesis. Gene Ontology annotation, cellular component: epsilon DNA polymerase complex. The record is from RefSeq and is a predicted model, not a curated record. The coding region runs from base 12 to 1595 and encodes 527 amino acids. The transcript is spliced from 19 exons.